Molecule: messenger RNA, 1374 nt
Organism: Mixia osmundae IAM 14324
Lineage: Eukaryota; Fungi; Basidiomycota; Mixiomycetes; Mixiales; Mixiaceae
Exons: 1
Coding region: 1-1374 (457 amino acids)
Source: RefSeq, a predicted model, not a curated record
AUGGCUGCCUCUGGGUCAUUUGCGAGGCUGUUGAAGAGCAGCAAGGCGAUCCACAUCGAUCCAGCGAUACCGAUCACGUCGACGACGUAUGGCGGUUUUGCGCAUCGACAAGAUCACGGUCUCAAAAGGCCUCUGCCAAAGCUCGCUGUGCCUUUCGUCAAAGUCUCGCAGAUAGACUCGCCCUACAGACAGACUGACUGGGUCGGGAGUAGUCGAGAAGCACAUUUCGUGAAACGAUGGGACGAGUCGGGCGUGGCUGUAGGGUCAAUCGACGACGCCAGCCUCGAACACGAUCUCUACGCGUCGCCAGAGAUGACAGAGAGGGAGGGCAAUAUGACUCAUGUCGAGUCUGUCGACAUUGCUAUUCUGACGGACAAGGAGUUUGAAGACUAUCUGGCCGAGAUACGCAAGCGACGGCCUCAGUUUCGCGAAUUUGUAGCGCAAAGGGAGACAGAUGCUCGCAGAUUGCAAGCGACUCAGCUCAGAGGCAACACAGCGCCAGCGCAAGAUAUAAGACCCGUAGAGACGGAAGAAGUAGACCUCUACCAGCAUGCGACGCAACUGCGCGAUGGUAUGUCACGCGUCAAGCGGUUCUUGCACGAAGAGGCACCCCUGCCGCCCAAGAUUCAGGACAAGAUCGAUAAAGAAUCGCCAACGGGCUCGCUCCACGCUCGACACCCUGCUCUCGGACUGACCUACACGCCCCAUUCGCAAUUCGACAACGUCGUGCUCAAUGAACCCCUGCCGGGCUUCUACCUCGCACCAGAGAUGCUUGAGACCUCAGCCAAAGGGUUGGCAGCCUUCUUAGGUACUGUAGCUGGUCAACAGGGCACAGGUCUUUCCGAUCCGAAAUGGCACCAAUCACGCAACAAGAGUGCGACGCCUGGCAAAGUUGACUUCAUCGUUCGCUCUGCGCCCGUUUUCCCGACCGAUACUCAAUCUCGAGACCGGUAUACGAGUCCACAAGAUCGUAUCAAGGCACUCAUCGAGGCAGCCUCUGAAACCGCACGAAAGAGACCUAGCCGGGCAAAGAGGCAACCGAGAUCGAACCUCUCGCUCGUACCGCCCAAGGCGGUCGGCGUCAAUAUUGCUCCUACGACGAACAUCAAUCGAUUGGCAAAGCUGCAAUAUCCCAUCGGCUCGAGCGAGUGGAUCGCUCAGAACAGCACGAAAGAGACGCAACCGACGCUCGAUUUUACCAGGUCGAGCCGGAGUCGGCCCAGCCUCUUGCGCUCUCGAGGCUCAUCCGGCGGACUGCCUACACGGCAAGCCAAAGGAGAUCCCAAGCAGAGGCGAGCGGCCGAUCCAUGGACAGCCGUACGACAGAACAAGGCCGAAGAUGCAAAAGCGCUCGAGAACCUGCUCAAGUCUUGA